Messenger RNA from Anoplopoma fimbria (sablefish), 2814 nucleotides. RefSeq names its product pinin, desmosome associated protein (gene pnn). The record is from RefSeq and is a predicted model, not a curated record. The transcript is spliced from 9 exons. Lineage: Eukaryota; Metazoa; Chordata; Actinopteri; Perciformes; Anoplopomatidae. Gene Ontology annotation, cellular component: catalytic step 2 spliceosome. Bases 54 to 2141 code for a protein of 695 amino acids.
GCGUAGAAGAAGAAGAAGGAGGAACACGUGACUCGCGCUAACUGGAUGGCAAGAUGGCGGUGGUAGUGCGGAGCUUGCAAGACCAGCUUGAAAAAGCAAAAGAAAGCCUGAAGAAUGUGGACGAUAAUAUCCGCAAACUAACCGGACGGGACCCGAAUGAAUCAAGGCCGGGGCAGGUCCGUCGUCUCGGCGGCCCCAUGGCAGGCCCCGGAGGAGGAGGAGGAGGAGGAGGUAGAGGCAGAGGAUUCAACCUGCUCAGGCGUAGUCUCUCAGACAUGGGAAGCGGCGGCCCUCCUGCCAAGCAGAGGGACAUCGAAGGAGCCCUGCUGAGGCUGGCGGGGGACCAGAGGGCCAGGAGAGACGCGCGUCACGACAGCGACGCCGAGGAUGAUGACGACGUCAAAAAACCGGCGUUGCAGUCGUCUGUAGUAGCUACCUCCAAGGAGAGAACACGCAGAGACCUCAUUCAAGAUCAAACCAUGGAUGAGAGGGGCAAACAGAGGAAUCGGCGUAUGUUCGGCCUGCUGAUGGGGACCCUGCAAAAAUUCAAACAAGAGUCUCACGUUUCCACAGAGAAGCUAAAGCGACGUACAGAGAUCGAGCAGAAGCUUGAGGUUCAGGCUGAGGCUGAAAAAAAGAAGGUGGAGAGUGACAAGAGGGAGCUGUUUGAGGAGAGGAGAGCCAAACAGACUGAGCUGAGACUACUGGAACAGAAAGUGGAAUUGGCUCAGCUGCAAGAGGAGUGGACCGGCCACAACAAUCGUCUGGUGAAAUACAUCCGUACCAAGACCAAGCCUCAUCUCUUCUACGUACCCGGGAAAAUGUGCUCCGCCACACAGAAACUCCUCGAUGACUCCACCAAGAAACUAAAUGCCGUGUUUGAGGAGAGGCGUGAGGCUUUUGCCGAACACCUCACCAAGAUGGAGUCCCGCCCCCGGCGGCAACCAAACCGCGACCAGGAUGGAAACGCGGCAGCAACAGGGAUGGACCACUCGGCGGAGGGUAAGCCAGCGGGUCAGGUAGUCAAGGUGACAGGUAACAAGGGGGAUGCAGAGAUGGAGGAAGAGGAGGAGGAGGAUGACGAGGAGGAGGAGGAGAGGGUAAGGGUAAGGGUAAAGGUGGGUGAUAGAAAGGUGACAGAGAAGGACAACAAGGGGGAGGAAGAAAAGAAUGAUGUGUUGAAGAAGGAAGAUGUAGAGAUGGUGGAGUUGAUUGAGGAGGGGUGUGAGGAGAAAGAGGUAGCAGGGGAGGUGGUUAAAGAGGUAGAGGACAAGGGGGAGAAGGGAGAGAAGGAGGCCAGUCCAGAGUCAGAGGAGAUGGAGGUGGAGGGUGGGCCAGAGCAGGUAGACGGGAAUAAGGGAGGGGAGGAAGAAACAGACAGUAAACAGGGACCCACAGACCUCCAACCUGAGAAGAUCCAGGACACCCAGUCCUCUGAACCAACCCCAGCCAGCCAAGAAGCACCGAUCACCAGUCACAAGCCCCAGCUCAGCCACACUGCAGGGGAACCGGCAGUAAAGUCCUCCGAGACCCAGGAAUCCUCUCCAACCCCAGAGCCCCAAACAGCCUCCAAGGAGCCUGGGCAGGAUUUCAUCAUCAUCCCUGGCCCCGAGGUCCAGAACCCGGCAGCACAGAAGCAGGCCGUGGAAGAGAAACCAGGGGACGAAGCACCCCCUAAACUGCCCGAUCCCCAGGAGGCCCCCAGCAUCACCCCCGCACCCUCUAAGGGGGAGGAGGACGGCAAGAGAGGGAGGAAGAAGGAAAAGGAGCCAAAGAAGGGCCGCGGUCAUAGUAAAAGCUCCUCCUCUUCCACCUCCGGCUCCUCCUCCAGCGGAAGCUCCUCCUCGUCCUCAGGAUCCAGCCGCUCCUCCUCGUCCUCCUCAUCCUCCACUUCCUCAUCGUCCAGCAGCCGGAGUCGCAGCCGAGACAACGGCAAGCGCAAGAGGAGGCCGUCAGAAAGGGCCAGGGAUCGGAAGAAAGGAGAGGAGAAAAGCCACCGCAAGAGAGGAGGGAGCAGCGGAGGAGGGAGGGACUCAAAGGGGUCCAAGGAGAGGAAGAAGAGGAGCGAGGAAGGGAGGGGCAGGUCUUCCCGGAGCGAUAGGGAGCAUAAAGAUAGAGACAGGAAGGACAAGAGACGCUGAUCUGGUGGCGAACGCAGGAAAAAACACUGAGGGGAGAAUCAACUAUUUACUUAAUGACACAUGAAGAGUUUUUAAACUAGCAUUAUCUCUUAAAAUGUCACAAAGGCCUUUUUGAGGUUUUAACAUGAUUUUAUUUUUUUUCUUCUCAGUGUAGGGAUUUACAAGUUGAUGUCAAAAAGGAAUUGAAAACAGCGGAUGGCUGGUUGUAAUUUUACCUUUACUUGGCAAAAGAAUUGUAAACCGGAGUCUUAGUCAGUGGAGCUUCCGUCUCUAAUUGGACGCCUUACUAAACAGCUAUGAGACGGGCGAGAUUAUUCCAGACUUCACUUAGUCCUGUCAUUUUACCUUCGUCCUGACUGAGUUUUAAAAAGGUCCGUGUGACGCUAUGAUAUAAGGAUUGUGUUGAAUGUUAACGGUUGUCAUCCUAAUCAUAAUGCCACAGGCUGGGGUGUUGGUGGUUAUGCUAGCGGUAACCAUUAACUAGUGUUUCCAAGUUGACAUGCAACGCGGCUCAUCCUCUAUUUCCUCCAUUUGAUCAAUGUCAAGGCCCUUGUAUCUUCGUCACGUGGGUACAUGUGUGAAUUAGCUCAAAUGCUGGUUUUUGAAAAUGUUUUUUCCAUUUUUUUGUACCGACCAAAAAUGUGCUUCAAAUUAAAGGUGAGAUAUUAGUUGA